Molecule: messenger RNA, 6188 nt
Organism: Pectinophora gossypiella (pink bollworm)
Lineage: Eukaryota; Metazoa; Arthropoda; Insecta; Lepidoptera; Gelechiidae
Exons: 10
Coding region: 521-2857 (778 amino acids)
Biological process (GO): regulation of transcription by RNA polymerase II
Cellular component (GO): nucleus
Source: RefSeq, a predicted model, not a curated record
AUGGCGCUUUACGUGCUUUCAAAUCGCAAUCGGCCACCAUUGUUGGAGGUGAAUUUGCUAUAAGUUUGAUGAAAUUUACAUUUUUUGUGAUCGUUUUCGGCGAAUAACUAAGUUUUCCUCUAUAACGCGUGAUAAACAGGAUCCUGUGAACAAUAUACCGACCUCUGUUCGACGAAAAAGUGUAUAUUUUUGAAAAAUAAAUGUGUUCAAAAUGUCACGCGAAGUGAGCAUCAGAUUCGUGAACAGCAUAGCAUACUGGAAAUAAACUCUGUUUUCUUCAGAAUAAGUGACAGUGGACUGCUGAAGAUUGUCGUUCCAAGUUGUGAAAACUUGUGGUAUGCGGUGGAUAGUUAAUUUUUCGGAGUGCGCUCAUGAAAAGGUUUCAGAAGUAUCUGUACACGUCGUAAGGCAGCGCAGUUACGCGGGCGAAGCUUAGAACUCGCCGGUAUCAUUAUGGUGGACUGAGGGCAGGUCUACGGUCGCUGUAGCGUGCUCGGUGUGCUAGUGCAGGACGCACGCCAUGUCCGGAGGCUCGCAGCACAACCCCAACGGGCGGCAGGCGCCGCUCGGCGCGGGAUGGAGCCCCCUGCAGUUACAGGUGGCGAACUUCCUGGCGCGCGCGCCGCAAGCGCACAUGGCGGCGGAGCGCGGCGUCACGUGGCACACGCCCACCCCCCCGCCGCACCUCUACCACGUGCCGGCACCCUCACCCCCCGACCCCUUACAGGGUCUGUUGCAAUUGCAGGCGAUGAAGGGAGGCGGCAACUCCGUGUUUCGACACACCGCCACGCCGCCGGAGUUGUACAGACACACGCCCACCCCGCCUGAUAAACAUUUACUGAGGCACACUCCUUCUCCAGGCGAUGUGAAGCCAGCGAGCGCGGCUAUUCCCCCCGCCGAGUUGUACCCACAUUUGGGACCAGGCAGAGACAAGCUAGUGCGUCCCGAGGAGUUACUAGCGUACGCGCGCGGCGUGGACCUGUCGGUGGGCGCUCGCAGCGCCAACGGCGCCGCGGCCGCCGCGCCCGCCGCGCCUGCGCUGUCCGUCAGGGACGCGCCCACCAUCAACAGCCUCAUCGCGCGCGCGCAGCCCAGGCCGGGCCACGCGCGCGUGGACGCGUUGCUGGAGCGGCUGUCGUCGUCGCCGGCGUCGCCGCACUCCGUCAUCGUGCACCCCCGCGCCGCGCACACGCCCUCGCCGCCGCCGCACGACUCCAACGAGGACUCAGCGGACUCCUGCGGAGCGCCACCCGGCUCGAAACGUAAACGGAAACCGGAACGCACCAUCCGCGUCUCAGCCCCUCCACCGCCCAUUCCACCAGCUACAAGCAGCCCUGCCCCGGUGGAAAAUGGCGACACUGGCCAUGCAAACGGACCCGAGCACGAGGCUAGAGAGCCUCCCAGAGAGCCUAGGGAGGCUAGAGAGCCUAGGGAUACUGGAGAGCACAGGGAGCAAACAGAGCACAGGGAGCAAAGAGAGCCCCGGGAGAAUCAACCUCAACAGCCUCUACAGCCCUCCGAGGCGCGUGAACCGCAGGAGCCGCCGCCAGUGGCCACUGUGCGGCCGCCAUCCCCCAGCCCAGUCCCCACGGAGCCGCCAGCGCGAAGAAAAGCCCGCGCCAACUCCGCCGAGACCAUAGACGAUAUUGCCGCAAUGAUCGCUAGCGACCGGCCUGUAGAGCCCGAAAGCGAGAAGCCACCAGAACCUGACGCCCCUGUUACCAUCGACAAACUUAAGAGCGUCCUAGCCAGCACUGACGACGUCGAAAAGACUGACGACGUCAAAAAUUCCCCCCCGAAGACGGAGGAAAAUAAAGUCGAGACGAUAGCGGAAGCCGCCGCCGCCGCCGCCCCCAAAAGACGAAGCGCGCGGACCCCAAACUCCGAAUCUACCAACGUACCUGUCGAAUCUCCUUCCGAAGCGAAACCCGCGGAGCCCGAAGCGAGCGAAGCACGAAGCGCGGAACCAACCGCAGCCAGCUUCGUCGAAGUCGAGAACCAGCUGGAGAAAAUGUUCGCUGGUAUCGAAGAAGAAGCGCCUAAGGAAAGUAAAGAGGAUGAGACCCCUAAGCCUAAGAAGCGGAGAAAAUCUGCGCCUACUAAGGGUGAGGCUAAGGCUGGUAGACGGGCAGUGCGUGCGGCUACUAUUGACGGCAGAAGGAAGGGUGGGAAGAAGAAGAAUGCGGGGAAGGUGAAGAAGACUAAAGAAUCCGUGAAAGACGCGUAUGACUCCGGCAGCAACGCCAGCUCGAGCCGGUCGAGAGGGCCCUAUAUACAGAUCCGCGGGCCACGCGAUUCGCCAGUAUCAGUGUCGGUGAUAAACGCGUGGACGGGCGAGGAGGAGGGCGAGGCGGGGGGGCGCCGCAAGCCCGACGAGUUCCGCAACGGCAUGCGCGUGCGCGGCCUGCACGCCAGCACGCUGGGCCUGCGCUACGACGCCGUGACGCCCGACGCCACCUGGCUGUGCGCCUUCUGCAUGCGCGGCCCGCACGCCGACGGGCUCGGGGACCUGUUCGGCCCCUACACGCUCGAUAACGACUGCGAGGAGUACAGGGCCCUGGACGAGGCGACGCGCAAGCGGUACGACGCGAUGCCGUGCGCCGGCGAGGUGUGGUUCCACGCGGGCUGCGGCGUGUGGGCGCCGGGGCUGGUGGCGGCGGGCGCGCGGCUGUGGGGGCUGGCGGGCGCCGUGUGGGCGGCGCGCGGCCAGCGCUGCGCCGCGUGCGGGCGGCCCGGCGCCGCGCUGGCGUGCGGCGCGCGCGCCUGCCGCCUGCGCUGCCACGUGCCGUGCGCCGCGGCCGCCGCCUGGCGCCUGCACGACCACGACCUGCGCGCCGCCUGCCCGCGCCACGCCUAGCGCGCAAUCGACACCCCUCCUGGGAGGUGUUAACGUUCAUUUUUACGCUUGUGACAUUUUUGUAUUUCGCUUUUUAUCUGUACAUUUGAAAGUAAUAUACUCUAAGCCGGAAUCUCGUUUCCGAAGGGUGGACUCGGACGUUGUGGGAUGAACUCUCGCGUAGAUUCGCGCUGAGCCGUAGUGUGUAUGGUCGCCCGCCCCGGCGUCGAUGUUGGUGUUCCUGUCACUCGGCCGAUGCUCUUAUGAAGUGUACAUAGCAAUAAUACAGUACAAGAUGAAGAUUUAUUUUUGUAGUGCUGACGAUGUGCCUGCUUCUGUGUGGUGCCUGUUGGAUGUCGAAAGAUAAUAUAGAGUCGUAGAGGACGAUCGACUCCUCGUCCGGAGCGAUCUCACCCACCCCAUGUGCCACUGUAUACUCGGAGACGUUUAUAAUUUGUAGGAUACAUGAUUAAUAUAAUAUUGUGUAACAGUUUUACAAGCUCUAAUGUGUAAAACUUCGCCUCGACGUAAUAAGCGCCUUUUUGAAAUAUAAUGUAUUAUCGGCUCAAGAUUCAUCGGAUGAAUCCGUUGUGACUGACAGGAAUUACAACAACGCGCUCUUAUGAACGGUGGAGUCUAUUUGAGAGUACAUAUUUCGCCGUAGUUUUAACGGUUUACUAUAUUGGUAGUAUCGGGGUGUUCUGAUGCUGAAGAAGCCGACAAGACGCAGAACGCAAUUUGGCUAACAGCGUUACCGUGGCAACGGACCCUAUGAUUCCCUUCUGUUACGUCACUAGUUGUGUACUUAGAAGAGAACUGCUUAAAAAACAGAAUUUUAUUCCUUAAAUAUACCUCAAAGCGCAAACGGGCUUGUAUUUUAAAUAGUUCUCUUUUAUAACAAGAUGUGACUUUACCAUUUCUUAGCAUUCGCUAUAAUAUUUCGCUAUUUUAGAUGUUUUAAAAUGUAAUAUAGAGAAAUUGUAGAUAAACUCGAUUGUUUAAUGUUUAGCGCUAAUUUAUUCACAUCACAACAUCAGAAACAAAUGGGCGACAACAUAAUUAUAUAUGUACAGAAUAUUUUACAAUAUACAAUUAGUGAUUACAUGAAUAAUCUGAAUUUUAGAUAUUUUGUAAAUAUAGUGUUAAUGUAAAUAUCAGGUUAUGCAUCAGAACACCGAAUACAGAAUGUAUCAUAAUACAGACAGGCACAAGACAGUAUCGGAAUGAAUUCAGUAUUUUAUAGCAUUACAUACUGUUGGCUAUAAAUAGAGUUACAAUGUUUAUACAUAUGUGCAAGUUGGAGCGAGCAUUUGUCUCGUGAAACAUAGUUUUAAUGUGUAACAAUGACAAAACAUAAUUACAUACCUAGCUGUAUGUUCCCACUUUCGUAUGUUCCUUAGUGCGCAAAAACUUAGCAAGUAGUUGUCACAAUAUUUGUAUUUAAAGCCUAUACUUUCGUUUAGUCUACCAAUUAAUAAGCCAAUUUAGGUCAAAAAGAAAUAUGUUUCAAUUACAACUCAAAUGAUGUCAAAUUCUAGUAUUUGUAAAAAUUUUACCAAUAUUUUGAAACAUUGUAACUCAUUUUAGAAUGAAUGAAGUGAAUACAAGUGUGUAUGGAACAAUGCAGUGAUAUUAAAAAGUAAUAAUAACAAGGUUAAAUGGAUGUAAUAAAUAUUAUAAAUAUAAAUCAACUGUUUAGUUGCCAUUUUAGCGUCAAAACUAGUCUAAUGAAUAGUGUCUUGUGAUUUUAAAAAAAUAUUUAAAUUCGUUUUGGGGUCUAUUAAAAUUUACAAUUUUUGGUGCCCACUGGUAACUAGCAUUGCCAUUGGAAAUAUGUAUGAAAGUUUACAAUGUGUGAGAUACUUGUAUUAGACUUAAUUUUCUAUUAGGCAUUUACAUUAGGAAAAGGGGAUAAACAAAGACUUGUGUCAUUUGUGGUGAUUUCUUUUUCGUAAAUGCAAAAAAAUAUAUUUGUAUAUAAAUAUAAACUUUUUUUUGAGCUUACACGGAACGCCAAUAAAGAAAGGCGGGAAAUUGAACGUGAAAAUGGCGCGAAAUCUUUCUUUUUCACAAUGGCGGCGCUAGUGUCACUGGGAAACCUCGUAAAAUAUUAGCUUGGUAUAAUGUAUGUCGACCAUUGCAUUGUUAUUAUGAUAAAAAAGUGUACUAGUGAUGUAACGAAUAUUCGCAUUUUUUUGGACAUUCGCAUUCGCAAAAUUCGUGCGAAUAUAAAUAAAAAAAAAAUAUUCAAUUUUUCGGAAAUAAUUCCAGGUUUGAAUUGUUUUAAGGUAAAGAAACAGCACGCGUAUGUACUGGUUUUUUUUUGUUAGUGUCAGGAUAUUAGACACCAAUAGUGUAACACCAAGUUUGCAGCUACGAAAAACCUUUUCCAACGUGAUGCUUGGAAAAUCGUGGUAUUUUCGACGUAUUUCAGGUCUUGUCACAAUAUUUUUCACUGCAUUUUAUUAUAAUUGAAGUGACAGAUAUUCACAUUCGCGAAUGUUGAAAAAUGGACAUUCGUUACAUUCCUAUAGUGUAUACUAUCGAGUGUAGAUCUAUACUUAAAGUUAUUUAUACCGUCGACUAUACGCUUAUUGUAACCGAGUGCUAUGGUUGUCUUAUGAGAACACAUCUAGGGAAUGUUAAUUUGUAAUGUACCAGAGCAAUAAAAGUACAAUCAAUGUAGGAGAGGGCUACUUCAGGGGUCACGGGAGGUAUUUACUUAUGUACACGGAAAAAUCAUAUCUUUCGUCUUAAGCGAUUAAUAAUAUAGCUAUCUCCUCAUGAAUAAAGAAGUGAUUCUGAAUUAUCUGUCAAAAAGACACCGAUUAUAUAAAAAAAGUUAUAAUCGCUAGAAGCGCCAUCUACAAAAGUUACUUUAUUUCGCUCGGACAAGUUCUCUUACCGAGUCGAAUAUUUUUGCGGCGUAGUUUGGACGAGAAGAAUAUAUUUGUAUAUUUGUUACUACGCCUGCAUUUUCUAAUAGGGAGCAGUUUUCCCAUAACACAACCAAAGCAUUCCGUAUUUCGGGGACUAAGGACUAUCGAGGAAGCAGCGAAGAGUAAAAUAAUCGCGUACUUUAAUUCCAGUGAAUAGAAAAUAGACUGUAUUUAGAACAUGUUAAGGUACAAAUUUAUAGUAGGUCAGGCCAGUGCAGUGUGUUUUUGAAUCGGACUUUUAAUCUAAAAUAACAUUUUGACGAUCACACAGAACAUCCCAAAGCCUUGUAAAUGGUGUAAGAUUUUUUUAUUCACUUACGGCAAAUGAUUACUUUAUUAAGUAUGUAAUUGUUAUAAAUUAUAUUUAUCAUGACAUUAUAAGCAAAUUGAAAUACAACAUGUUUAAAAUGACA